AUCUCCAUCUCCAUCUCCAUCUCCAUCUCCAUCUCCAUCUCCAUCUCAAUCAACAGUCCAGUUGAUCCGUCAACCACGUCGAUAUCUGACAUCAAUCCACCACCGUGAAACAAAAACACCUCAUCCACUCAUCUCCCCUUUCUCAUUGUGCCCUACCAGACCUCCUCGUCGACCCAACGCCGUCAAUCAACGCCUUGUCCUUGCUCAGCCCCGAGUCACUCUAUCAUAUGAACAUCACCGCGACAUCACCGUUGGCUUCAGCCUCAACUGGCGGACCUCCUACUGUUGCUCCUCCCCUCCUCCAAACAUAGUCACGUCGAGCCGGUUGCGCCUGCUGUCUGGCAUGACCUCAGCGGUCCGCCGUCCAUCCAUGGUGGAAACGCAGAGCGAAUUCGACUUCCACCAACUCCUCGUCCCCACCCCUACCAACGAUGUCCCCCCUCGACACUCCCCUUCUGCCUCCUCGGGGCCCAGCAGCGAUGCCGGAUCUUUUGUCAUCCCGGACAGCUUGUCUCGGAGCAAUUCAGUCUACUCCUUCUCGAGGGCUUCCUUCAGCAGUCAACUCGCCAGCCUCACGUCCAUGAGUUUACCUCAGGCCGAGUCUCUCGCCGCCACCGUUGUCUCUCUUCCCACCGCUCGAAAGGCCACCAAGGCUCUCUUCAACGCCGCUGAGCAGAUCCAAACCUGGAACAGAAAAGCUCUCAAAGUUCUCGGGAAUCUUGACGCUGACGAGGAUGUUGAAUGGGCUGCGGCUGCCGGAAGACUGGGUCUUGACGAGACGGAGAAGACAAUCAACAAGUUUGAGAAUCUCAUUAACGUCUAUGUUAUCUCCAUUGAGGAAUUACAGUCACGCCCCGACAUCGCCGACGCCAAGGCAGAAGAGUUACAGGCCGUGGUCGAGCAGAUGGAAAUCACCUUGAUAGGCUGGGAGAAUGUCAGGAAAGAUUUGAGGAAGAUCCAUCAACAAGUCGAGUUGGCUAUGGAAUGGGAGGAACUAUGGGCCAAGGUCUUGGGUGAUGUCGGCGCUGAGAUGGACAGUCUCAGCCAGUUGGUCUUUGAGAUGGAGGAAAAGCGCCACGCGGCCUACCAGACACAGACACAGAGCGGACCUAGUCAAGCCAUCGACUUGAACGAGUUGGAGAGCUUCAUCGACGAGCCAUCCCAAAAGCGCACCACUCCCAAUUCCCGCUUCAGCCUGCCCCCCUUCGAGUCCUCCCCCUUGGGAUCCCCCAUCAUUGAAAAUCCCGCCGACGAUUCAAAUCUGCUGGCCCUCUUUGCGCGCAUGCAGCCACUUCGAGCCUCUCUCGACUUUUUGCCUAUGAGGUUGUCCAUGUUUCAAGCCCGGGCCGAAAAGGUCUUUCCCGUCGCGUGCAAGGAAUUGGAUGAGAAGAGAGCGCGCCUGGAGACCAAUUGGACUGACCUUUCCAAGGAGGCCGAAAAUUUGAGACGUGAGCUGAGCGAGGACCGCUGGGUGAUCGUCUUCCGCAACGCAGGUCGGCAGGCCCAGAAGAUGUGCGAGUCGGUCGAACGAAGUAUUGUCAAGGUGCAGGAGGCAAUCAAUGAGGGGUAUCAAUCGAUCAACCCUGCCGCGCUUGCCAAGCGAAUCGAGAGCUUUGAAGCAAAGAAGAUGCACUAUGGUCCCGCCAUCAGCAGGGUUUUAGCCAUCAUCCACAAGGGUCUCAAAGAUCGGCUGACGGUCAAUGGAGAAAUUCUGCGCUUGCACAAAGACCUGUCAUCAAGGAUGCGCGAUCUCACCGACACGAUGGAAGAUCUAGAAACCUUAUUGGAACCCUACUCGACUCGGCAAAAUUCGAAAUUGCGCGAGUCGAUAUCCAGCAUCGUUUCAGCAGACCGUUCCUUUACGAGCACUUUUGCCAGCACCCCGGGGAGUUCUCCCCCGUCGUCAGUUGACCUGCCGCCACAGCGAUCCGAGUCUCAUACUCCCAAAUAUGGCCUCAAUGGGUACACGAAGCCGAGAGCGCCAUCGACAAGCCGCCCGGCGCCAGCCAACUCAUCCAAUAGACGAAGCUCCGUGCUGUCACAUCAACGACGACCAACGACGCCAAUGACAGGGUCGAGCAGUAGUGUGAUGCGCCGGACGGCAUCACCCCUCCCUGGCCCACCUUCAGUAUAUCGUCAAGGUUCCUAUACACCUCCCGUAGCGUCAGUCACAAGGCCAGGGCCAACGCCACUAGCCAACAAGCCUCGGUGGUCGGCCGUGGUCAAAACUGACAGCAGUGGGUUGGCCCCAACGUAUCGUUCAUCGUCGACGGCGACUCCGUCGACAGCGAAAAGAUACACACCCAGGUCCAUUUCGUCGAGUACGGCAUUGCCUCUUCGGAGCCCCCUCAGUCGGGAGGCGUCCGCCUCCCCCACGUCGGUGGUGUCAUCAUUAUCAAAACGUGACAGCCAGCAGUUCAAAUCAUUUGCUGAAAGAGUCGCGGAUCCUGCUCCGGUCAGAGGAUCUGGAUUACUGGAUCCCGUGCCGUACCACCGCGGCCGCAACAGCAGUGCGCCCAUGGGGACCAUCAGAUCGCCAUCGUCGCUUGCGGUCCACAGCCAGCAAAAGCCGACCAUGAGUGGCAUGACCAGGCCACCGUCAUCACUCAGCCGGAGUUACGGCCCCUCUCAGACUCUGCCGUUGCGCAGCACAACUCACAAUUCCAGGGUGGAUUUGAGGGGCGAUGGUCGUCACGUGCCGAGUUCUCUUCAUUCGGAUGAGAUGGAUCCACCUAGUGAGACGGAAGAAGAUGCUAUCACGGAUCCGAACUCGAGUCCGCUGUCGAAAAGGACUAUUACACGACCGAGCAGUGUGAUGGCGAUGAACGGCAAGAACAAGAGAAUGUCGUUGUUACCGGUGCCCAAAGGGAGCGGCCGGCAAAGCUCUUUGGGAACGAGAAUCUGACGGGGCUCACAUGGGGCUUUAGGGUUGAUGGCGUGAAGCGCCGAUACUGCGGCUGCAGAGCCCCGCGAGGAGCAUGGAGGAGUGCAUUGAGGAAUUGCGUGAAUGCUUGCCAUAUUGGAAGUAGAAGCAGGUGUGCCAGGGUGUGUUGUAGGUUUUCGGUGUGCACAGGAAAGGGCAUUCUUCAGCGACAGUCGAGUUCAAGCAAGCGAGUUUGAUUGAUAUUCAUUUUUCCUUCUUGGGGCCAUGUCAUAUAUUUCUCAUGUUUACGACGAAGUGGUGCGCAGGUGGCUAGGUUCGGCGAUGACCUCUUUGUUCAUGUCCAACGUCAAAUGUGCAAAAACCAGGCUGAGGUUGCCAUAGCGCGGAGAGAACCGCCCAUUGGAUCCAAGAGCUGAUCCAUCCAUUUGUCAUGUAAUGCGUAGGGUUGAUGCGGACGAGGAUGUUCUUACAAACAACCCAUGUCCAGUGGCAAAAAUAGACACGCAAACGAGUUCGUGGUUGCAGACCA
Molecule: messenger RNA, 3413 nt
Organism: Exophiala mesophila
Lineage: Eukaryota; Fungi; Ascomycota; Eurotiomycetes; Chaetothyriales; Herpotrichiellaceae
Exons: 1
Coding region: 344-2905 (853 amino acids)
Biological process (GO): mitotic spindle orientation checkpoint signaling; nuclear migration along microtubule; establishment of spindle localization
Cellular component (GO): mating projection tip; spindle pole body; cell cortex
Source: RefSeq, a predicted model, not a curated record